Molecule: messenger RNA, 4310 nt
Organism: Dalotia coriaria
Lineage: Eukaryota; Metazoa; Arthropoda; Insecta; Coleoptera; Staphylinidae
Gene: Hk
Product: potassium voltage-gated channel subfamily A regulatory beta subunit hyperkinetic
Exons: 8
Coding region: 1286-2677 (463 amino acids)
Biological process (GO): potassium ion transport; regulation of potassium ion transmembrane transport
Cellular component (GO): voltage-gated potassium channel complex; cytoplasm
Molecular function (GO): transmembrane transporter binding; voltage-gated potassium channel activity; potassium channel regulator activity
Source: RefSeq, a predicted model, not a curated record
GGCGUUUCGCCGCAGUGACGCAAUCCGGCGCCGCGCCGCGUGCUCACAAAGGCCUUCGCCGCGCGCGCCCGCACACACGUCGUCGCCGCCGCCACCCUCGCUCGUCUAUCGAACGACGGCGCGAGUGCCGCGAGCGCCCCGCGUUUCGUAAUCACCACCACCGCUGCUGCCGCCGCGCGAAUAUCCGAACCAAACGCAUAAAAUGUUGUGACACGCGAGACGCGCCGCACGGUUACCGUCCGCCCGCGAAUCGAUGGCAAUUCGCGACGCAAUGCGCUCCCGCGGCAACAACACGGAUUUCGGCGGACACCAAACGAAACUCUUUUCUACCGCGCAAUGUGUGUGAUAUUCUAAGCGCGAGUCGCCUCUGCCCGUCGCACGUCGAACAGCGCAAAUCUAACACUUAACGAACGCAAGAUUAAGACGACGACCGACGACGCCACACCGAAGUUUAAACUAGUUUCAAACUUACCACCAACCGAGAGUGCUAUUACUACUAUCUUAUAAUAUAAUCCACAACAACCUAAAUACUUAAUAACUUACGUAUAUAGAGUAUAAAGUGCACAAAAAAGAAAAUCAGCAAUAAUUAAACAACUACAAAAAAAGUUUAAAUAAAAAUAACUACCGUCAAUAAUCGCAGCAUUUAGAUAUCAACCGCAAAAUUUCGACAUAGAUUCAACUUAGGCGUCAACACUUUUUAAUUUCGCGUUUGCGUGUGCAUUUCGUUACCAUUUACCUCUUACUCUCUCUCUCGACGAGGAGACGCCGACGAUUUUCUACAAUUACAUAAUCGCGAUCGCGCGAUAAAUUAAAAAUCGCCGCAAAUCGAUUCCAAGGGGCGUGACAGGCGCGCGAUCCGCAUCCGCUCGCUCUCGCACCCCCGCGAUCGCUGCGAAUAAAUCAAAAAAAAACCGAAACAGAAAAAUAUUUAACGCGCACGGCGGACGUGCGAAACUGCGAGCAAACAAUAAAUACGAGCGGCGGAACGCAGCACGCAGGGACAAAAAUUAGGUUAUCGAUCAUCCCGGCGAAAAUAAGCGACGACAAUAUUCGCCCACGAGACAAGCGCAAGACAAACCGAAAUUAUGCUAAAUUAUGCCUAAUUCGCCCGACUCGAUCUUACACUAUAUAAAAAUUAGCAAAAGUCGGCCCUGCAUCUGACGAAACGUGUACCGAUCUCUCGUGUAGUUGCAUCUCGUAUCUUGUUGCUAAGUGUGUUGCCAAAACCGCAGUCGUCGCAAACAAAGAGCGCCCCAAACAAACAAAAAAACGCAGACCAGUCAAAAUGUCGCAGUUAGUACUUUGCAAUUCGAAUAACGACAACAACAAUAAUAGCAAUGAUAAUCUUAGUGAAGAUUCAUCAACGCCGCUCACCAUUUAUCGGUGUCGCGCGCCGAUAGCGAGCUUGGACUGCAUGGAGGAGUUCAGCGCCGGCAGCGGAUUGAGCGCGCUGGCGGACCGCGACGGCUUGGGCGGCAUGGGGGGCGGCAACAUCACCAAGGAGCAACUGCUGCUUAGCGGGCUAACGCACAGUGCACCGGCGGCACCGUUGGCCCUCUCGCGGCAGACCUCGGUUACCCCUGGGCUGCGUUAUAAGAAUUUAGGAAAGAGCGGGUUGCGUGUUUCCAAUAUUGGUUUAGGAACAUGGCCGACAUUCGGGCCCAGCGUGAGUGAAGAUCAGGCGGAACAGAUAAUUGUCUUGGCCGUAGAGAGCGGUAUCAAUGUUUUUGACUUGUCGGAAGCUCACUCAGGGACAAGAGCAGAAGUUGAAUUGGGUCGCAUCCUGCAGCGGAGAGGAUGGAAACGAACAAGUUUUAUUGUUACAACCAAAAUUUACUGGAGUACCCGCUCGGAAGAACGAGGCCUUUCACGCAAACAUAUCAUCGAAAGCGUGAAGGCCUCCCUGGCUCGCCUGCAACUUUCCUACAUUGAUGUUGUUAUCGUCCACAAGUCAGACCCCAUGUGUCCCAUGGAAGAAAUUGUGCGAGCAAUGCACUACAUCAUCUCCCAAGGUUGGGCGAUGUACUGGGGCACAGCCCGAUGGUCCCCCGUAGAAGUAAUGGAAGCAUACACCAACUGCAGGCAGUUCAACUGUGUGACCCCCAUCGUAGAGCAAACCGAAUACCACAUGUUCUGCCGCGAGAAGACCGAACUCUACAUGCCGGAGAUGUACAAUAAGAUAGGCGUUGGUUUGAUGGCAUGGUCUCCGAUUUCAAUGGGAAUGACUCAAGGCAAGGAAGACGCCACCAUACAGCUGUUCUCACGCUCGAGUUUCCGCAACCGCUAUAGCACAUUUUCGUGGUCGGAGGACGAGACGAAUGUCAUCAACAAGGAGACGGCUGGUAGCGGAUAUGGAGGUAGUGGUGGAGGCUGGACGAAAUCGGAUCGCAAUCAGUCGGAAGACGGACGAAGGCAGACGGAACGCGUGCGGGAAUUGAACGCACUGGCUGAGAAAAUGGGUUGUACCCUGCCACAGUUGGCGAUUGCGUGGUGUUUGAAGAACGAGUCGGUGCAGUGCCUCCUCCUUGGUGCCAUUAGUGUGGAACAGUUGUAUGACAGUAUUCAAUCGUUGCAGUUGGUACCAAAAUUAAACUCAAACAUGAUGGCCGACAUUGAGCGAAUCCUCGAAAACAAGCCGACGAGGCCGCCCAUGAUAUCAACCCUGGCGCUUAGAUGACAAUCAAUGUGCCCCCCUGGGGGCUCCGUGAGCGGCAACCAGGGAGGCACGAGCAACGCAGAAAGUCCCAAGGACGACGAAUUCAGCUCCACCGGCGGCGGCGGCGCCGGCGACAUGGAUAAAGAUCAAAAGGCGCAGUUCUGCGAGAUUCAGUGACAAAAGGCCGGCGAGUUUGUAAAAACUCGUAAAGCGAAGACGCCCGAUUCGACGGGCGGCGGUGUGGUAGGCAUGAGCGGCGGCGAGCGACCGCUGUACCGCGAAAAGGUGCGCUGGUCGUACAGCCCCGACGAAGGCCCCAAGUGCACCAUCGAGACGCUGCUCGCCAAGACGUCGGCGAGCGCACGCCGCGAAGGCGGCCGCAAGGGCUCGGACAAGAUAGCCACCACGCCGGUGCAGGUCUAAGCGAACGCCAAUGUUCACUUGUUUUCCAAAUAGCUAGGUAGCAGGCUAAACAAUUGACUAAAUCAACAAAAAAAAACCUAACAAAAAAAAUCACACGAAAACAAAAACGCAAACGUAAGAAGAAAAAAAAAACGCUUUCCUAGAGUUCAAGUUGAGAAAUUUAGAACGCAACACACAGCGAGAAAUUAAACUUUUAGCGACAAGACGUUUUUUGCGCAUUAAGAAAAUAAGAACAAAUGAAACAAACACAACAAAAAAAAAGCAGCGAGUACAGUAGUCGGCUUUGUAGUUGCGUUCGACUUUUUCUAUAGCAGCGCCGCAGCUUGAUUCGACAGACAGCAUGUGAACGUACUACACGUAUAAUGAAUAAAACAUAACCUCUAAUAAGUGCAAUUUAUAUUCGCCGGUUUCAUUUUGGGUUCGAGUUGUCCAAUUUGAAAUUAAUCAAGAUGCGCACAGAUUGAGACUUGUGAUGUGGCAACAUCGGAGUACUAAAAAAUUGGGGGCCCGCCAGAGAAAAAAAAUUUUAAACGUGCACGUGACACAAGAUGGCGGUUGCAUUCUGCAAUGACAAUAAGUCGGCUGAUGGCGCGCACCCCGCACCCAAAUAAAAACAAACGCGUAUCGCAGUAGAAUAUAUAACACAAACCGCGCAUGCGCGGCACAAAAAAAAUUGGAAGUAAACUACUAAAAUCGCAACCCAACUUUUGUACAUAACUAUUUAUUAUCAUCAUUGAAACUACUAACGAAUAUAUUUAACAAGAAUUUUCGCUAUUGUAAUACAACUAACUAAAACAAAACCAGAAAAAAAUGAUGAUGAUGAUGAUGACAAAUUAAUUACACGUAAAUUUUGCUAAUGAGAAAACAAAUGAGUAACAAUAAUGAACACGCCGUUAUUAUAUGAAUAUUUACUGAUUAAGCGAUUUUAACCAAAAAACCGACGCAAAUUGUCAAACUUGAUUUGUUCUUUCUAAGUGGCUUUUCGAGGAUUGCAGGGAGGAAAUGAAGUCAAGUGUAAUUUGCAUACAUUGCCAUAGAUUACGAAUUGUCGCCUUGUUGAGAAAUGUGAGCGAGUUGCGGAUUGACGAUUCGUAAUUAAGAUUAUAUUAAUUAGGAUAGUUAAACUGAGAUGAUAAUGAUGUGUUAAGAUGUGGCGGACGGGUGGAAUCUUCACGAAACGGUGCUUCUUUCAACGACUUUUCCACUUAUUCCAACCAACAAAAAACAACAC